CGUAGACGGUUGAGGGCAAAGGAUGGGGGCGGAGGCCAUGGCGGAGGAGGGCGGCUGGGGCACGUGGGAGGAGCUAAUAUUGGGUGGCGCUGUUUUGCGGCACGGCACGAAAGACUGGAACGUCGUCGCUUUGGAGGUUCGAACACGCACCCUUUGUCCGUACACCUUUACUCCACAGGCUUGUAAAGCAAGGUACGAGGACCUAAAAAAGCGUUACUCUGGCUCCAAGGCUUGGUUUGAAGAGCUGAAAAAACGGCGAGUGGCACAGUUGAAGCAAGAACUGGCAAAAUCUGAAGAUUCAAUAGGGUCUCUCGAGUCAAAAAUCAAAUCUCUGGAGGGCGAAAAGCAACACUCCAAUCAGGUUGACUAUGGUUCGAGCGAGACUGAGUCGCCUCUACCUGCUUUAGAUUCCGAAGCCACGGAAUCUUUUGUAAGAGAGACAUCAAAUGAUCAAAACUCUGCUGGCAGUUUCACUAAGGACACGAGUACGAGGGGAAAUUGGUUAUGCGAACCUCAGAAUAUUCAAACAGUGGGGCCCACCACUUCUGUUUCGGAUAAAGAUUCGAGCAUCAAGAAUUUGGGAGAUGCUAAUUAUGGGCAUGGUGUGAUUAUGAAGAAGAGAAGAGGACAGAGAAAGAGAAAGGACUGUAAUAAUAAUUAUAAUAAUAGUAAUCGGGCUAUUAUAGAACGAAGCGUGUGCGAAAGUGACAACAACUUAGGUUCUUCUUCCAACGUUGUUUCUACUCCACAGAAGGAAACUUCGACGAAUGAUAAUUGUGGUCCGAUUGUUAGAGAAUCUUAUAAAGAUUCUUGCACCAUUAAAAGAGAAGACAGUUUGAUUGAAAUAUUCAAAUCCGUGGCUCAGAGUGAACCAGCUGCAGUUUUCAGACAUCGAAUGGACAGUCAGAAACGAGCAAGAUACAGGAGAGUGAUCAAGCAACACAUGGACAUAGGUACAAUAAAAUCCAGAAUUGUGGGCCAAUCGAUAAAGUCUGCUAAGGAGCUGUUUCGAGACUUGCUUCUAUUAGCAAACAAUGCACUUGUGUUCUACUCGAGAAGAACUCGAGAGUAUAAAUCGGCUCUCUCUCUGAGGAAUAUAGUCAUGAGAGAGUACAAGCUUUACUGCACGGGGUACUACUGCCACGAGGCCACGUCAGCUUUUAUCCCGUGUAACCCUCCGGUGAAGCCUCGGACUGUUAGACCUCGGCCAUGCAAAGAUAAGGCCUUGGAGAAAAUUAAGGAUGACGAAAAUGCCCUUGUUGCUGCUAAUGAAGAGGGAUUGAGAAAACAAUGUGAUGUUGAUCAUUCUAAAGUUUUGAAUCAUGAUUCUUUGUUGAAGGGUAAGAAAGGAAUUAAGCGACCGAUGAAGGUGAAACCUGAAUUAGAUAAUCGACCGAGUAAGGCUACUUCCGUAAAACCAAGGAAACGAGUUCGAAGGUGAUUCCGUUUUUUUUUUAAUCACCAUUUUUUUGUACAGAUUUGUUUUUAAAUAGUAGUUGAACAAUCAUUAAAUCAGUUGGCGCGCAUUUUAUUGGUGCAGCUAGCCAAAUUUGAUUUAUGAUGUUUCCUAUGUAUGUAUAUGUAUAAACUAUGUAUAAUAUUAAAAGAGUGAAAAAAAAAAGAAAGAUGUUUUCCUAUGCACAAUUUCCUUUUUUCUAUUUUAUUUAUGUACAGUAUUAUUUUUCUGGAUGUGAAAUGAUUUGUUGAGUUAAUUUCCAGAUAGGA
Molecule: messenger RNA, 1725 nt
Organism: Erythranthe guttata (spotted monkey flower)
Lineage: Eukaryota; Viridiplantae; Streptophyta; Magnoliopsida; Lamiales; Phrymaceae
Gene: BRD4
Product: bromodomain 4
Molecular function (GO): protein binding
Source: RefSeq, a predicted model, not a curated record